CACCGUGCGCCGCCGCCGUGCCGGGGCCGGGGCCGGGCCUGCCCGCUGCGCCGAGAGCAUGGCCGGCUUCGCCGACCUGAACCUGCCGCAGGCAGCGGACAAGAAGUCCCUGCAGAGCCUGCUGGAGGCCGCGGCGCACCUGGGAUAUUCUGUAGUUGCACUUAAUCAUGUCAUCGACUUUAAAGAAAAGAAACAGGAAAUCAUCAAGCCAGUAUCCCCUUCAGAGUUGUUUCCAUCUUUGCCUAUUGUACAAGGGACAUCUAAAAGAAUUAAAGUCUUGACCCGGCUAACACUUGUUGUUUCUGAUCCUUCCCACUGUAAUCUCUUGAGAUCAACAUCUGCAAACAUAAGGUUAUAUGACAUCAUAGCAGUAUUUCCAAAAACUGAGAAACUGUUCCAUAUUGCUUGCACAACACUAGAUGUGGAUCUGGUCUGCAUAAAUGUAACAGAAAAGCUGCCAUUCUACUUCCGAAGGCCCCCUGUGAAUAUGGCAAUAGAUCGAGGCAUUUACUUUGAACUUCUUUACACGCCUGCCAUCAAAGACUCUACUAUGAGAAGAUACACAAUUUCAAAUGCCAUCAGCCUGAUGCAGAUCUGCAAAGGAAAGAACAUAGUUAUAUCUAGUGCAGCUGAAAGGCCUCUAGAGCUCCGGGGUCCUUAUGAUGUGGCUAAUCUAGGUUUGCUGUUUGGCCUGUCAGAAGGUGAAGCAAAGGCAGCUGUGUCCACCAACUGCAGAGCCACCAUGCUGCAUGGAGAAACUCGAAAGAGUGCCUGUGGCGUGGUGUACACGGUGAAGAAGCCUCGCAAGGUUGAGGAGGAAGAAACAGCAGUGCCAGCCUGCAAAAAAGCUAAGACUCAAGCUUGAGGACUGAGCAAGUUGUCAACAGAAGCCUCCAUCUCGUCUUUACCAAGUGUUGAGUUUUCCUCCAACCUCCAGCCAACCUAAUUUUUCCCUUACUACCUUGCUCAGCCCGCAGAAGAAUUACUCUUCCAGCAUUCAAGUGAGGAAAACUGUGUGAAUGAGACUGCUGAAUAGUAUUCACCACAUCUGAAAGGUCAUGCUGGGCUUCUGGCCAAGGGCAGGAGACUGACUCUUCAUCCUCCCUUAGGUGUCCUGGAGUGAAUGCAAACUCAACAGAACAUUUCUAACGUGGAAGUUUUUACUUAUACACGUGCAUUCCUUUUUUAUUAAAAACAUGUCUAAGAACA
Molecule: messenger RNA, 1209 nt
Organism: Camarhynchus parvulus
Lineage: Eukaryota; Metazoa; Chordata; Aves; Passeriformes; Thraupidae
Gene: RPP30
Product: ribonuclease P/MRP subunit p30
Exons: 11
Coding region: 59-865 (268 amino acids)
Biological process (GO): translation; tRNA processing
Cellular component (GO): nucleolar ribonuclease P complex; ribosome
Molecular function (GO): structural constituent of ribosome; RNA binding
Source: RefSeq, a predicted model, not a curated record